AUGGGUAGCUUCACACAGGCCAGGGGCACCAGGGAACCAAUGGGCGCUGAUUUACAUUGUAUACAGUGAGUAAGUAGUAAACUAGCUGUAUUUUCUUCACAAAUCCUGGGAGUGGAAUCUUUUGCACCGAGAAACACAGAGGUAAAGGUCCGGACAAAAGCUGCAGGAAUGUCCGAAGUCCGUGUUGAGUCUGAGUCCAGGAAGGCUCCAGCCCAGGACAUGCAAAUGGGUUCAUCUUUGGAGGCUGAGAAUACUGAGGACAUUCGAAGAGAGAGCAAGGAGGAUGCUCACAGCUUUGAUUGUACUGACUAUGUACUGAACAAUGAAGUGCCUCAUGAUGACAGAGCAGAAAACGACAGUGAUGUUCAAAAUGACAAUAUUCAGAGCAACAAAAUUACACAAACCAGUGUGAAUGCUGAGCAUGAUGAUGAUGUUCCAAACACUAGUGGCAAUGCACAUUCUGACAAUGCCGGUGCUAAAAGGGAAAAUUGCCAUACAGUGACUACUGAUAAUGAUACACCAAAGGAACAAAAGAAAAAUGAAGAUACUCAUACAAAGGACAGCACUAUGGAUGAGGAGGUCCACAGGAGCCCUGCGGCAGAGAUAUCGGUCACCAGCAAUGGAGACUUGGAGGAGAGCCACGAGGAUGUGUUCAGGGACCCUUCUUACGGUGACCUGAACCUGUCAGAAAGCCAUAUCAGCUCCGGCAACUUUGCCUCGAUGAUGGAGGGCAUCAUUGAAUCAGGACCAUACAAAGGCACUAUGCAAGGGCAGCCACAUAGCGGGCCGGUGGUCCUGGCAGAUGACUUGAAGAACCCGGCCAUGGAGAAACUGGACCUAGUGAGGAAGUGGAGCAUCAACACGUACAAAUGCACCAGGCAGAUCUUGUCGGAGAAGCUGGGCCGCGGCUCACGGACGGUGGACCCGGAGCUGGAGGGGCAGAUUGAAGUGCUGCGUGACAACAAGCGCAAGUACGAGCACGUGGUCAAGCUGACCCAGACUCUGGCCAACCAGCUCACCCAGAUGAUGCAGACUCAGCGGCAGCUGGGUGACGCCUUCGCUGACCUUGGCCUCAAGUCGCCGGAGCUCCAUGAGGAGUUUGGCUACAAUGCUGACACUCAAAAACUUUUGUCCAAAAAUGGGGAGACCCUAUUGGGAGCAAUCAACUUCUUCAUUGCCAGUGUGAACACACUGGUGGACAAAACAAUUGAGGACACUAUGAUUAACAUCAAACAGUAUGAAAUUGCCAGAGUUGAGUUCGACGCGUACCGCACAGACCUGGAGGAAUUGAACCUGGGCCCGCGGGAUGCCACCACGCUGCCCAAGAUAGAACACUCCCAGCAACAGUUCCAGAUCCACCGCGAGAAGUAUGAGAAGAUGCGCAACGACGUCUCCGUCAAGCUCAAAUUCCUGGAAGAGAACAAGGUGAAAGUGUUGCACAACCAGCUGAUCCUCUUCCACAAUGCCAUCGCGGCAUACUAUGCAGGAAACCAGCAGCAGCUGGAUCAGACGCUCAAGCAGUUCCACAUCAAGUUGAAAAUGCCCGGCGGGGAUACGCCAUCUUGGCUGGAGGAGCACUAAUCAACCGACCCACCCCUCCCAAAAAAUCCACUGUGGUUUGGUCUGGAGAGGCUCCAGAAUUACUGUGAAGCAACAGGAAACGCUCUCCGCUCCUUGUCUGCCUCUGUUCCUCCCACUUUUCUUCAGGAUUGUAAAAGGUUUUUAGGCAAAGCAACAAAGACAAAGAAUUAAUAAAAAAACUAAAAUAUUUGUCAAUCUCUUGGUUGAUAAACUGUAAGUUCUGUUUUCUACUAUUUUCUCUUGUUCUUCCUGAACAAGGAAAUCCAUUGACCGUUGUUCUAAUCGUGAAGUGGCACUCUUUCUCUCGUUCCCUUUUUUACUUGGAACUGUUGCAGUUCUUUUCGAAUCAUGGGAAAUUCACUUUUUGGGGUUGAUUUGACAAAUCUAGUGAGAAGCACGGAGAUGUUAAAUACAUUUUGAAAAGUGUAUGGCCUUUUUACUCCAGCUUAUUAAUGUUGUAGCUCGAUACCGCAGAGACAUUUUGGGGACAAAAUGUCCAUCCUCUAUUUGGCUCUGCAUCCAGUAGGAUAAUUUAUCUCCACUUGUUGUAAAAGUUUGCCCACCCAUUGAUGAAGUAACACUAAUGAUAGGCAUCAUUAAAUUUACAUGAUGUAUCAUAAGCUUGUGUGACACCUGUUAUACCCAGUGUAUGACUGUAGGAAAUGGAUUACCGCAGCCUUGGAAUUCGAUAGCGUAGAUUAGAUGGUUGGUUUUCACUGUUUGUCAUUGUACUGUAAUGAAUAGCGCCGCUGGGCAUUUUAUAAGAAGUGUCAAUGUCGUGUUUAUGGUGCUAUUAUGUUGCAGUAAUGAUGUUCAAGUAGUGUUAACCAUUUGUGUUUGACUUUAAUCAUGGGUAUAUGAUGGACAAUAUUAAUUAUUGAAUUGAACAUUUUGUAAUUCCAGAGAAAUUGAAGGACCAGCCUUACCACGUGAACUUGAUGUGCCUUGUUUUAUGUCUGUACAACUCUCUCGCUCUGUCUGGUGUUUCAGCUAAACACAGACCCCUCACACUGCCAGCUUCAGGACCAUAUAGCAGUAGAUGGAUAAAGAAUGGACCAAACAUACCUAUAUUACAUACACUCCAAACCAACAUAAACCACUCAAUUGUUCCAUUUCACUAUUACCUCAACGUGUGAGUUGAAUCCUUUUUGCUGCAUUUAAGGGGGGUAAAUAUGAGUAAACUGCUAGCGAUUUAGCUGCUAAUUAAAGAGUGAGACUUAUCUGCUUUAAAACUAACCUAUAUGCUAAAUGAGAACGUAAAUAUUUGCAUUUUGGAAUCAGAGCAACAAAAGUUCAGUCUUGGCAUUGUACAACGACAAUCUCUAUGCUAGUUAAUGGCGCAAACAGCAUAAUGUGACAGUGAAAUAGGGUGAUUCCCUUGACUUCCCAAUUGCAGUCACUUUUUAAAACGUUAUCCUCUCAAGUAUAUAAUAUCGCACAUUUAUGUACUAUGAGACAAAAAAAACACUUGUGUAAGAACUGUGUAUAUGAGAUGAAACCUAAAUGAAAGUGGACUUGGAAAAACUUCUUGUACAUAGGAAAGACCAGCAUCCUUUUCUUGAGCUUCUAACCUUUUGAAUAGUUAUUUUCUGAAUACUAUAGUUAUUUCCUUCGAAAGGACCACAGGUAUUCUAGCCAGCUGUCUCGUCCCUGCGGGCAAAAUAUGGCAUGGGAUUUCAUAAUGAUAUAUUCUGGUUGUUGAAAUGUUAAGAUAGCCAGAUGACAACCAGGUGAAGACCUCUUUUUUUGUGACGCCAUAUUUUGGUUCUGGUAAAAUUAUAUCUGAACACCUUCCCUUUAGAACCUGACCAUAAUGUUCACAAAAGACAUCAUAAUGACGGUAUUGCAACCACUUUUGCCCACUGGGGUUCCUGUCUUCUACUUGUACCGUUCCUGCUGUACAACAGCGUGUGUGUAUUGUACAUCAAUCUGUUGUUCAAUGACAUGAUGUAAGCAUAGAUAAAUAUAUAUAUUUGUAAUUUCCUCUUUUAUCUUACAUAUAUUAUAGGGUAUAUGAAUGAAGCCAUGGGGCAUUUUUCUCAUGCUGAUUUACAGAUGUUGAGUUCAAAAACAGGUUUCUGAAUGUUGUGCAAUGUCUUUUGGGGGAAAAUAAUAAAAUGUUUUCAUAAAUGGC
Oncorhynchus keta (chum salmon) is the source of this 3715-nucleotide messenger RNA. RefSeq names its product arfaptin-1-like. NCBI's taxonomy places the organism in Eukaryota, Metazoa, Chordata, Actinopteri, Salmoniformes, Salmonidae. Gene Ontology annotation, cellular component: trans-Golgi network membrane. The transcript has 9 exons. Gene Ontology annotation, biological process: regulation of Arp2/3 complex-mediated actin nucleation; intracellular protein transport. The coding region runs from base 169 to 1581 and encodes 470 amino acids. The record is from RefSeq and is a predicted model, not a curated record. Gene Ontology annotation, molecular function: protein domain specific binding; phospholipid binding.